This is a messenger RNA of Hibiscus syriacus, 3792 nucleotides long. RefSeq names its product ABC transporter B family member 2-like. The transcript is spliced from 12 exons. Lineage: Eukaryota; Viridiplantae; Streptophyta; Magnoliopsida; Malvales; Malvaceae. Gene Ontology annotation, biological process: transmembrane transport. The record is from RefSeq and is a predicted model, not a curated record. Bases 17 to 3757 code for a protein of 1246 amino acids. Gene Ontology annotation, cellular component: membrane. Gene Ontology annotation, molecular function: ATP binding; ATP hydrolysis activity; ABC-type transporter activity.
UUUUUUGGGGGCAAAAAUGAGACCUUCGAGUAACAAAGACCGUGACGAAACGAAGAAGAAGGAAGAAAAGAGGAAGCAGAAGAAAGUUCCAUUGCUGAAGUUGUUUUCAUUUGCAGACUUUUACGACUACGUGCUCAUGGCUUUGGGUUCCAUCGGUGCAUGCGUGCAUGGUGCAUCUGUUCCUGUUUUCUUCGUCUUCUUCGGGAAGCUGAUUAACGUUGCUGGAAUGGCUUAUCUCUUCCCUAAAGAAGCUUCUCACAGAGUCGCAAAGUACUCAUUGGAUUUUGUAUAUCUGAGCGUGGCUAUAUUGUUUUCCUCAUGGAUAGAGGUGGCUUGUUGGAUGCAUACUGGAGAACGACAAGCAGCGAAAAUGAGGAUGGAAUAUCUGAAAUCUAUGCUAAAACAAGACAUAAGCUUUUUCGACACAGAAGCUUCAACUGGAGAAGUAAUUUCUGCAAUUACAAGUGAUAUUAUUGUCGUUCAAGAUGCUCUUUCUGAGAAGGUGGGGAAUUUCAUGCAUUACGUUAGCAGGUUUAUAGUAGGCUUCAUUAUCGGUUUUGCCAGGGUAUGGCAGAUCAGUUUGGUGACACUAUCGAUCGUUCCGUUGAUUGCCGUCGCCGGUGGCCUUUACGCUUACGUAGCUACCGGUCUUAUUGCUAGAGUUCGAAACUCCUAUGUCAAAGCCGGUGAAAUUGCCGAAGAGGUGAUCGGAAAUGUUCGAACGGUCCAAGCAUUUGCCGGGGAAGAAAGGGCGGUGAAGUCAUACAAAGAAGCAUUGAUGAACACAUACAAGUACGGUAGAAGCGCCGGCUUAGCCAAGGGGCUCGGACUUGGUUCAAUGCAUUGUGUGCUUUUCGUUUCCUGGGCUUUGCUGGUUUGGUUCACCAGUAUAGUUGUUCACAAGAACAUCGCAAACGGUGGCGAUUCGUUCACAACCAUGCUUAAUGUUGUCAUCUCCGGCCUGUCGUUAGGACUGGCGGCACCGGACAUCUCGGCGUUUAUUCGAGCAAGGGUGGCUGCGUAUCCAAUAUUCGAAAUGAUAGAGAGGAACACAGUAAGCAAAACCAGCUCCAACACAUGUUACAGACUUGAAAAAGUGGAGGGUCACAUAGAAUUCAAGGACGUGACGUUCGGUUAUCCAUCACGUCCUGAUGUCGUAAUCUUCGAUAGGUUCAGCCUUAACAUACCUGCUGGCAAGAUUGUAGCUCUCGUGGGAGGGAGUGGCUCUGGGAAGAGUACAGUCAUAUCAUUGAUUGAGAGAUUUUAUGAGCCAAAUGCAGGGGAAAUUUUGUUGGAUGGGUACAAUGUUAGGGACCUUGAUCUCAAAUGGCUAAGACAGCAAAUUGGUUUGGUUAAUCAGGAACCAGCACUUUUCGCAACCACGAUUAGGGAGAACAUUCUUUACGGGAAAGAUGAUGCUACACUCGAAGAGAUAACGCGUGCCGCAAAGCUUUCGGAGGCCAUCGCGUUCGUCAAUAAUCUCCCUGAUGGGUUUGAGACUCAGGUUGGUGAGAGAGGAAUACAACUAUCAGGUGGACAGAAGCAGAGGAUUGCGAUAUCUCGAGCGAUAUUGAAGAAUCCGUCUAUACUUCUGCUUGAUGAAGCAACAAGUGCACUUGAUGCAGAAUCUGAGAAUAGUGUCCAGGAGGCACUUGAUCGUGUGAUGGUGGGACGAACCACGGUCGUGGUGGCUCAUCGGCUUUCUACUAUUAGGAAUGCAGACGUGGUAGCUGUUGUUCAAAGUGGGAAGAUAGUAGAAACAGGCAGCCAUGAUGAGCUCAUUUCAAAUCCUAACAGUGCAUAUUCGUCGCUUGUUCAGCUUCAAGAGACGGCGUCGUUGCAACGAUACCCCUCUCAUAGUAACACAAUCCGUACGCAACUCAGCUCAAAUUAUUCACGAGAAUUAUCCCGAACAAGGACAAGCUUCGGCACAAGUUUUCGUUCCGAUAAGGACUCAAUACUAAGCCAUGUAGAGGAUGAAGCUUUCGAUACAUGGAAGCCUGUUUCACCGAGAAGACUGUAUUCUAUGAUAGGACCCGACUGGUCUUAUGGGGUCUUUGGCACCAUUGCAGCAUUGAUUGCUGGAGCUCAGAUGCCUCUCUUUGCUCUAGGGGUUUCUCAAGCUCUUGUAGCCUAUUACAUGGGCUGGGAAACAACGUGCCGUGAAGUCAAGAAGAUUUCCAUACUAUUUUGCUGUGCUGCAGUUAUAACCGUCAUCGUUCAUGCUAUCGAGCACCUAUGUUUCGGCAUCAUGGGAGAGCGCCUCACUCUUCGUGUGCGUGAAGUGAUGUUUUCUGCCAUUUUGAAGAACGAAAUCGGAUGGUUCGACGACCUAAACAACUCGAGUUCCAUGCUUGCAUCACGCCUAGAGAGUGACGCAACGUUUCUAAAAGCCAUAGUUGUUGACCGGACAUCGAUUCUCAUUCAGAAUUUAGGUUUGGUUGUUGCCGCCUUCAUCAUUGCAUUCAUCUUAAACUGGAGAAUCACACUUGUUAUCUUGGCCACUUUCCCAUUGAUCACCAGUGGUCACAUUAGCGAGAAACUAUUCAUGCAAGGCUAUGGAGGUAACUUGAGCAAAGCAUAUCUAAAAGCAAACAUGCUUGCCGGUGAGGCUGUCAGCAAUAUUCGAACCGUUGCUGCAUUUUGUGCAGAGGAGAAGAUCCUUGAUCUUUAUGCCCGUGAGCUGGUGGAGCCUUCAAAGCGUUCAUUUAACCGAGGCCAAAUCGCCGGGAUAUUCUACGGCAUUUCCCAGUUCUUCAUCUUCUCAUCUUAUGGCCUUGGCUUAUGGUAUGGUUCUGUAUUAAUGGGGAAGGAGCUAGCUAGCUUUAAAUCUGUCAUGAAAUCAUUUAUGGUUUUGAUUAUAACGGCACUAGCCAUGGGAGAAACUUUGGCAUUGGUUCCAGAUCUUCUAAAGGGGAACCAAAUGGUGGCAUCCGUGUUUGAGAUAAUGGACCGGAAGACGCAGGUCGCUGGGGAUGCCGGAGAAGAACUAACAAAUGUGGAAGGUACAAUUGAGCUAAGGGGUGUCCAGUUUAGUUAUCCAUCGAGGCCAGACGUAGUCAUUUUCAACGGCUUCAACCUAAAAGUUCGUUCAGGGAAGAGUAUGGCGCUGGUGGGGCAAAGCGGUUCUGGUAAAAGUUCGGUUCUUGCUCUUAUACUUCGAUUCUAUGAUCCAACAGCUGGGAAAGUGAUUAUUGAUGGGAGAGACAUAAGGAAACUGAAACUCAAAUCCCUUCGGAAACACGUGGGUCUAGUCCAACAAGAACCAGCACUUUUUGCUACAUCAAUUUAUGAGAACAUCCUUUAUGGAAAAGAAGGGGCUUCAGAAUCAGAAAUAAUUAAAGCAGCUAAGCUAGCCAACGCACAUGGAUUCAUAAGUUCCCUCCCUGAGGGUUACUCAACCAAAGUCGGUGAACGAGGAGUGCAACUAUCUGGUGGUCAGAAACAGAGAGUAGCCAUUGCUCGAGCUGUUCUGAAGAACCCAGAAAUCUUGCUACUAGAUGAAGCCACCAGUGCUUUAGACGUGGAGUCGGAGCAUGUGGUGCAACAAGCUCUCGACAGAUUAAUGAGAAAUCGAACAACAGUUAUGGUGGCACAUAGGCUGUCGACUAUUAAAAAUGCAGACAAAAUAUCAGUUAUACAAGGAGGAAAAAUAAUAGAGCAAGGGACUCAUUCUAGUCUGAUAGAAAAGAAAGACGGGCCAUAUUUUAAGUUGAUCAACCUUCAGCAGCAACAGCAACAGCAACUAGAACAUUAAUGUAAAAGUGGAUAAGAUAAUAACUACAGGAUGAA